AUGGCAGUGGAGUCGAGAUGGAUGCCGUGUCAGCUGAAAAUCGAGCUGAACAUCUGCAGCUGCGACUACGACGGCAUAAUCCUAGUGUCGGGUUGCGCCCCCGGGUUCGACGAGCCAGAACCCUUUAAAACGGUGCUGUACGCCGCUGCACAGAUCGAUUCCGCUCUGGGCAUCAUCGGGGCGGUUUUGCCCAUCAAUCUACCCGCCAAGAGGCUCAUCUACAGUCCCACUGGCCCGCUCAACAUGGACUACCACGACGUACGGAGCUUCGCCGAAGCGGCCACCAAAGGAGUCCAAAGAGCAUUGAAAGCUGGCGUCAGAUGUCCGCUGUUUGCGCUUCUGCCGGACAUCCGCUUUGAGAACGUCGAACUCGUCACGCUGCUUGGCGCUCUCGAGGGCCUCUAUGUGCCGCUGGAGGUGCGAGAGAUAUGCCCGGAUCGUUGCUACAAGGCGUGUCAGCUGGCCGUCUGGAGUCCGAUCUGCAGCAAGAAGCUUCAGGGUAUCGUGAAGUUGGCCUCGGCGCUCGAGAGCGGAAGAUACGUGGCGAGGGAUAUCGGUGGCGCGGACCCGGAAAGAAUGGCGCCGCCGAGGGUGGAGGAGUACCUGGCCGAGUUGUUCUGCGGUUCGAACGUGACGAUGCAGGUGGUAUCCGACCAGGAUACCCUGUUGCAGGAGUAUCCUCUGUUCGCGUGCGUGAAUCGGGCCGCGUCAAUGAUCCCCCGCCACGCUGGCAGGAUUAUCUUCCUGACCUACGAGCCCCCUAAUCCUGCCUGCGUUCUGGAGACGGUUAUGCUCGUGGGAAAGGGUGUCACUUACGACACCGGCGGCGUUGACCUCAAAAUCCAGGGCACAAUGUUUGGCAUGUCGAGGGACAAAUGUGGGGCGGCGGCGUGCGCUGGAUUCAUGCAGGUGGUGAAUUUACUGCAGCCGCCGACGGUUAAAGCGGUGGCGGCUUUGUGCGUGGUGAGGAACAGCAUCGGCGAGAAUUCUUACGUUUCCGACGAGGUGAUCACGGCGAAAUCCGGCGUCAGAGUACGUGUCGGGAAUACGGACGCCGAGGGCCGGAUGGCGAUGGCCGACGCCCUCUGCCACGUCAAAGAAAUGGCCCUGUGCUCGGUCAAUCCCCACAUAUUCACCGUCGCGACGCUAACCACCCACGCGGUGCUCACCGCUGGUCGAGGAUACUCGAUCGCCAUGGACAAUGCCGUGGCGCGUUUAGUGAGCAACGCGGAGAAGCUUCAGGCCUCUGGCGAGACGAUGGGCGACCCAUUCGAGAUAUCGAGGAUACGCAGGGAGGACUUCCGGUUCCACGAAGGUCUGACGGAAGGCGACGACGUCCUCCAAGCGCAGGACAAACUGUGCACGGGUACGGAAAGAGGCCAUCAAGGACCGUCGGCUUUUCUGAUCCUGGCGUCCGGGCUGGACAAUCACGGAGCCUGUAGCUGUUCCCCCUUAAAAUACACGCACAUAGACAUAUGCGGCCAUCUACCGAAACCACACCACCUACCCUACAGCGGCAACCCCGUUUUGGCACUGUCCUACUGCUACCUCAUUCAAGGCAAGUGCCUGACGGUCCGAAACGACCUGCCCUUUGAGAUGCAAUAUGUCUGCGAAGUGGACUGCAAGCCAGUGUGUCUGCAACCUUGCCAACCAUGCCCACCUUGCCCCGUCCCGUGCGAGGUCAAGGUCCCUUGCGCACCAGGAACCUGUUCCUGUUGUCCCCCGUGCGAUCCCUGUUGUUUACCGAACUGUUAUCAACCUCCACCCUGUCCACCCUGCAUUGUGCCGUCCAACUGUCCACCGUGUGGCGCCGAGCCGGUGACAGUCGUCGAACCGAUAUGCAAACCGAACGUUCAAAGGAACGUAUGCUGA
Colletes gigas is the source of this 1872-nucleotide messenger RNA. RefSeq names its product putative aminopeptidase W07G4.4. Lineage: Eukaryota; Metazoa; Arthropoda; Insecta; Hymenoptera; Colletidae. The transcript is spliced from 8 exons. Gene Ontology annotation, cellular component: cytoplasm. The coding region runs from base 1 to 1872 and encodes 623 amino acids. Gene Ontology annotation, molecular function: metalloaminopeptidase activity; manganese ion binding. Gene Ontology annotation, biological process: proteolysis. The record is from RefSeq and is a predicted model, not a curated record.